UUCCUUUAAAAUGCCCUCACCCCACCUUUCAAAAAUAUUAAUACCCACUUUCGACGGUUGUCAAAAUAUUUAUGAAUUGCUCAUUUAACGUGCUUAUUGAUGUGCCUCCUAAAUCCGAUUUCCUCUUUUUCCACGUCCUACGUCAAAGAAACGUUUUUGGAAUCCAAAAGUUCCUCAUCAAUAUUGUCUGCCAUCAAUGUUCUCGUAACAGCGCCACCACCAAACGGCUCUCCACCAGCAACCCCAAAAGUAAUUAUACUUUCGCCACCCUUCGUCGUUGCCUCCGGCGGAACAAGGGACUUAACACGUUGAACAGGCAAAGAGACACCCUUGUCGUAUUUCCUGAAUCUAGAGGUCUGGCAAAAAAAGUCGGUGCAUGUACCGAUGCAUCAUAACAAAAGUUUUGAGAUUUUUUCCUUCUCCACCCGCUCAGCCGAUAGGCCCGCAAUAGUAACAAAAUAAUGGUUAUACGGGGCGAUGCAAUUGCAGGAUAUCCAAGAGACGGCCAACUGAUUCAUGGUUGAAACGAAAUUACAUUUAGAUAGUAAUCUAUUAUUAAGCAAUUGACGGAGUGAGGUAGGUAAGUGUGAGAGGUGGUGGGAGAACGAGUAAAGGGAGAAGAGGGAUGACUGACGAGUGACGACGAGCUCGUGACUGAAAAAGUGAAGAUCAGAGAAAGAUUUGGGUCAUGGUUACUUAGCCGCAGCAUGACUCAUUCGACUGUUUCUAUUUACUAAUAAUCUAUUAAUCUGUGUUUUGUCUGUGGAGUGUAGACUGCAGAGGGAGAUGAAGAUGGAUUACCGUGUUCAUAGCGAGUUUAUUACAUACUCGUACAUGAUAAUGCAGCCUUGGCCCUUGGGUGUCCCUGUAUCAACGGUGGACGGCCAAAAUAAAUAAAAUUCCUUGACGGCACGAGCAUUUACGCGGUUUCGGGUAAGGUGAGACGAUGAGACUGAGAGAGGGUAAGCCACAGCUCACAGUGACAUCAGGAACAAACCAAAAGCAGGGUAAACUAAAGAAGGGAAAGAAGUUGUGGAGAAUGGGUUCUUCUACCAACAAUGAAGUGGCUUAUAAGGAGAUGAAGGGUAUGGAGAUUGACACAGGAAAGGAAAGGAAGGGAAAGCAAACCCAAGACGAGAAUUUGGAGAUCUCUGAGAAAGAGGGCACACCCUUGAAUCUGACUCUAAAAUCACCAACCAAUGGACACUUCAAUGAAGCUGUCCAAAUAAUAGAGAGGCAUCCUGCAGUAUGUCCAAAACAGAAGAGGAGAAAGAGGAUAGAAAAGAAUAAGUCUAGUGCACCAGAAGCCAAUAAUCCACUUCAAGAGAAUGGUGCUCUAUGCAGCAGGGAUCUAACUAAUACUAAGAAUCUUGAGAAAGAGCAGCGACUGCUUAUAAAAACUGAUCUACUAUCAGAGAAGCUUACCAUUUUUCCAGACACUGCUGAUACCAAUUCAGGGAAGAACAACAAGCCUGACGAGAGUCAGAACAGACUUAAAACCUACAAGUGGAGAAAAAAAAUUUCGAAGCUAUCAGAGAAAGAACAAAAUCCUGUUUGAUUCCUCACUCAGUAACAUGGAGCAAGCCAAGGAGAAGAGUCCGAACAGCACAAUACAUGGUAUACAAAACAGUUUGGUAGAACUCUCUUCCAAUGAACUAGACAAUGCAUGCAUGGCAGAGAAUGAAAAGGCUGUAAAUGAAUUGAAAAGGGCAAUGGAAACAUAUCACAUCUUCAAUGAGGAAAAUUUAGAGGCAUCAACAACUGAAUGCAAUAUGGAACAAAUAAUUCCUUCUUCAUCUAAUGUUGAUGUUGUAGAAUAUCUUGUUCGGGUUGAUGGUACCAACAGAGAAGAAAGUUCUAUGGAGAUAUUGCCUUCAAAAAGAGCACCAAUUAGUCAUUUUAAGAGAAAACUUCUUAUUCUUGAUCUAAAUGGAUUGCUUGCUGAUAUUGUUAAUUUUGUUCCAGAUGGAUAUAAACCAGACAAGAAAGUCUCUAGAAAAGCACAUAAGAAUUGAUUGGUAAUUGUUAGGAACUCUCCAGAGAGACCACCCAAGCCGGUGAUAGUAAACACCUAUUUCAGGAGAAGGAAAAGGAAGCCAUGUCAGCAACCACCAACUGAACCACCAACAGAACAAGAAGUGGGAAUGAAGCCAACUAACUAAAGAAACAAGAAAUAAGAAACAAGAUGCCAGCUGUACAAUCUGUUAAACCAACAGAAAUCUAUAAAAAGAGAUUGUAAGGAUUACCGGGGAUAAGAAGAAUUACCUCAGAACUCAGUUUUCUCUCUCUUUCUCUCUUUCUUUCCAUGGGAGGAACUCUCUCCCUUGAAGCAGAGAUUGUGUUGGGCAGAAACCCAACAAUUUGGUAUCAGAGCAGGCAUGCCAAGCACCCUUUUGGUGACAAUGGAGGAUAGGGUAGACUGAGUGGAAAUCCAACUGCACAAGGUGACGAGCGAUCUGCAAGACAUCAAACACCAUCUGGAAAGUGUCUUGCAGCAACUGGAAAGAGGGUCUUCCACGCAUGGCAGAGAAGAAGAACAAGAAGGCGGCAGCCAGGAACAAGAAACCUCAAGACGUAGUGGAUCAGCCGGGAACAGAGCAGUGACGAAAUUGGACUUUCUAAAGUAUGCAGGUGAUGAUCCCAUACCUUGGAUUUUUAAGGCUGAAUGAUAUUUCGAAUAUCAUGAGACUCCUAGCAACCAAUGAGUGAUAGUUGCCUCCUUCCACCUAGAAGGCAAGGCAAUCCUGUGGUUCCAAUGGUUGCAAUGCUCCCACCCCCAAAUCUCCUAGCUUGAUUUUACUGAAGCCCUCUGCGUAAGAUUCGGUCGUACUGGGUUUGAAAAUUAUGACGAGGCUCUCUCCAAGCUCAAACACACCGGGACGGUGAGGGAUUACUAAAUGGAAUUUGAAAGACUCGCCACAAGAGUUCAUGAGUGGCUAGAGAAUGCUCUCCUUGGUAGCUUCAUUGGUGGCCUUAAGGAAGAGAUUAAGAUAGAAGUUAAAGCCCUUCAACCAGCCACGAUGCUUGCUGCUGUGGGUCUCGCACGCCUACAAGAGGAACGACUCAGUCGUCUCCGACAAUUGCCCCGGCCUUAUACGGGUCUGAACCGCUCCAACCCUCCCAAACCACCAAUAUUAAAGGACCCACCUCGGGCGGAGAAUCCCGACCCAUGACCAUUGUUCCAGUAGCGGUACCCAUAAGAAGACUCUCAUGGGCCGAAAUGCAAGCUUGAAGAGAGCGGGGGCCUUUGCUACAACUGUGAGGAGAAAUUUGGCCCCGGUCAUCGGUGCAAGAAUUAACAGAUGUUUGCAGAUGGAGGGAAUGAAGAAGAAACACCUGAAUCUCUGCAGGAAAGCAUGGAAGAAAAUCUAGAAACACCUGAGAUUUCUUUCCAUGCAUUAACCGGCUUAAAUGGUGGAGUCUCGAUGCCCCAUACCAUGAGAGUGGUGGGAUCCCUAAUGGGCCAAUCCAUCUCUGUGCUGAUCGACAAUGGCAGUACACUCAAUUUCAUCACCUAGAUGCUGUCCAAAAGACUGGGCAUAACGAUCCAAAAGUUAGCAACCUUUGCAGUCCAUGUAACUAAUGGCAACCAGAUCCACUAUGAUGGUGCUUGCAAAGAUCUCCCACUAAUAAUCCAGAAUCACAGGUUUGCUAUUGAUUUGCAUCCCUUAGCUUUUAGUGGGGUUGAUGAUGUCCUAGGGGUACAAUGGCUCAAGCAAUUAGGACCUAUCGUUUGUGAUUGGUCCAAGAUGUCCAUGGAUUUCUUCAUCAGUGGGGUAUCUUGCCACUUAAAGGGAGCUUCUUUGGACUCCUAAUGCAAGAGCUGAAGAAUCAAAUAUGGAAUUUUCUUUUUUUUUGUAUAUUUGGACAGUAUGGGUAUUUUUGUCAUUUUGACCAGCCCAAUGUGGACUUGGGCUAUAGCAUCUUGUUCCUAUAGCUUAAUAGUGCUUGUCUUUCAAUUUUCAGUUUAUUUGCAUUAAUAGAUAGAAAGUUAUUGUGUUUCUUGAUGCACAAGACAAAGAGUGGCACUUUUUGUGAUUAUCGUGAACCGUGUUCCGGGCCACACAAGUCUCUCUAUAAUUAGAUGUAUUAUCUUCCUUUUGAAGCUAAUGAAUAAAUGAAGCUUAAGAGCUCUCUUGUUGUAUGGAGUGAUUCCUACAAACCCUAGAGUGAUUUUAGGACCCCUUGGAGUGAUUCCUUGGGAUUUCUCUCUCUUUCCUCUUUCUCUACCCUUUCUACUCUCUCUUCCUCUUUCUUUCUGUCUUGUGUUAGCUUGUUCCAGCCCUAUUGUAUCAGUUUUGGUAUCAGAUCUAGUGGUUAGUCACCAUGUUCUCACAAAGUGAUCGAUUCUAUGGGCCUAGGGUAUCAUUUAAACAAUUUCAUGGGCCUAGAAUAAAUGAUGAUAGGGUUUUGAACCAUAUGAAGGGUCUAUGGCUGAUUUACUUGAGAAAUUGGUGGAAGAAAGUAGAUCUAGUAAUGUUGGCUAUAGGAGUAAGGUUUUCAAGAAUGUUAGAAGAGAAAGGGAAGUGCCUAAUUUCAAAGGAGAUGAAGACAGACAAGCAUUCUUUAAUUGGAUUUCUAUAUUAGAAGAAUAUUUCGAUUGGCAUGAUAUGUUUGAAAAACAAAGAUUUAGAUUUGCAUGCAUGAAGCUCGCAGGUAUUGCUGAAGUAUGGUGGAAAACUCUUGAGCAACAACUAGAAAAUAGAGGUGAAUAUCCAAUUACCACAUGGGUAAAGAUGAAGAUGUAUUUGCAAAAAAAGUACAUUCCACAAUACUUCCAUGAUGAUCUAUAUGUGGAGUUGACUAAUCUCAAGCAAGGUAUGCUAUCUAUAGUUCAAUAUAUGCAUAAGUUUGAUGAAUUAUAUAUUAGAUGUGACAUUACAGAAAGUGAAAGGCACAAAUCAGUUCAUUUCAUGAAUGGACUAAGGGAUGAUAUCGAGAAUGAAUUGUCUACAAUUUAGAUUUAUGAUUUAGAUCAUGCCUUUGGAUUGACUCUUAAGAUAGAGAAGAAGUAGUUGAUUACAACAAAAAAUUUGAAGCCAAUGAGAAGAAAGUAGAA
Molecule: messenger RNA, 5059 nt
Organism: Nelumbo nucifera (sacred lotus)
Lineage: Eukaryota; Viridiplantae; Streptophyta; Magnoliopsida; Proteales; Nelumbonaceae
Source: RefSeq, a predicted model, not a curated record